Molecule: messenger RNA, 522 nt
Organism: Trichosporon asahii var. asahii CBS 2479
Lineage: Eukaryota; Fungi; Basidiomycota; Tremellomycetes; Trichosporonales; Trichosporonaceae
Exons: 1
Coding region: 1-522 (173 amino acids)
Source: RefSeq, a predicted model, not a curated record
AUGAUCGCUGCCUGCCAAGGCGAGAGAGUCCUCGAGCUCCCGGAGAAAGGGCACGCGAUCUGGCAUUUCCUCUUUUUCAUACAGCGCGCCAACUUCUGCCUCAAGGGCGACAGGUGGGACAUCGACUUUUGCGACUUUGUCGUGUUUCUACACAAGUACGACUGCGAGCUGGCGCUCCAGCUGCUCAUCGAGGGGGUUGCGGCCAUGCCCGUGGAAUAUGCGGCGCGGCCUCUUUUGCUGUUCCUCAUCGGCAUACAUGCGGAGCGCUACCCCCUCUGCGCGCGCGCCCUCGACAUGCCCCCUCAGUGCUGGGGCGACACGCCCGCCGACAGCAGGCCACCCAACGUCGGUGACCUCACUGUCAGCGUGCUGCACCCAUUGGCUUUCUCCUGCAACCUCUUCUGCAGGUUGCCGCAGGACUUCCUCUGGGCACUCUUGCACCUGCCGUACCAGGCUGCGGACUCUGCAGAUCAGGGUGGGCUGGGCGACCGCUUCCUCAGUCUAAUCAACUACGUCGUGUAG